Bacidia gigantensis is the source of this 2934-nucleotide messenger RNA. RefSeq lists its product as uncharacterized. The coding region runs from base 1 to 2934 and encodes 977 amino acids. Gene Ontology annotation, molecular function: beta-glucosidase activity. The transcript has a single exon. The record is from RefSeq and is a predicted model, not a curated record. Gene Ontology annotation, biological process: glucan catabolic process. NCBI's taxonomy places the organism in Eukaryota, Fungi, Ascomycota, Lecanoromycetes, Lecanorales, Ramalinaceae.
AUGACGUCGGAUUCCCACGAUUUGCGCCAAAGGAAACCCAUGAUGAAUAAUGAAGAGUCGUGGUCAGCAUCAUCCAGAUCAGAUGAAGAUCAAGGCCAUCAACUGCUGGACCGCCAUCGCCCUCGAGGCGGAGGCGAUCCAUUCCACUUUGGCACCUCACCCUACAACAAAGGGAAACUUGCGGACCGCUUAAGACUUCCUUCUCUUAACAGACAAGGAGGCUGGCUUCGAUCAAAAUAUUGUUUCUACAUCUCUACCCUUGCUCUGACCCUUCUAGUGACCCUCGCGAUCAUCUUGUCUAUAAAGCCUUCGGACAAUACCUUAGAUGGGUCUUCGCCUCCAUGGUACCCCACUCCACCAGGUGGUACCACCUCAGCAUGGAAGGAAAGCUAUGACAAAGCUAGUGACUUAGUGCAAAACAUGAGCUUGGUUGAAAAGGUCAACAUCACAACUGGUACAGGCUGGGGCACAAAUCUUUGUGUCGGAAACACGGGCUCCGCCAGUAUUACGGGCUUUCCUAUGCUCUGCCUGCAGGAUGGACCAUUAGGUAUCAGGUUCGCAGACAAUGCCACCUUAUGGCCUGCUGGAAUCACCGCUGCUGCUACCUGGAACAAAGAUCUCAUUUAUAAGAGAGGCAAAGGGCUUGGAAAGGAGCACCAGCGGAAGGGUGUGAAUGUGCUUUUGGGGCCUUCAAUGGGUCCCCUCGGCCGCCAGCCAGCUGGUGGACGCAAUUGGGAAGGUUUCGGAUCGGAUCCAGUCCUUGCUGGUAUUGCGGCUGCAAAGACGAUACAGGGGAUUCAAGACGAAGGCGUGAUGGCUACGGCAAAACACUUUAUUGGCAACGAGCAAGAGCAUUUUCGGCAAGUGGGGGGAGAAUGGAACGUUCCAAACGCCAUCUCUUCCAUCAUCGAUGAUAGGACGUUGCAUGAGCUCUACCUCUGGCCCUUUCAAGACAGCGUGAAAGUCGGUGUUGCUAGCAUCAUGUGCAGCUAUAAUAUGAUUAAUGACUCUUACGCAUGCCAAAAUAGCAAAUUGAUGAACGGUAUAAUCAAGGAUGAAUUGGGCUUUCAAGGUUUCAUCCAAAGUGACUGGCUGGCACAAAGGAGUGGAGUAGCAAGCGCUCUAGCAGGACUCGAUAUGUCGAUGCCCGGCGACGGACCUAAUUGGGAGGAUAAAAAUCCUUUUUGGGGACCGAAUCUGACAGGAGCCGUAUUGAAUGGGUCUAUGCCUAUAGAGAGACUUAAUGACAUGGCCACGCGAAUAGUUGCUGCAUGGUUCCAGCUCAAACAAGACAACGAGACGAAAUGGCGAAAGGCUGAUCCUGGAGAGGAUACUAGACCCAACUUUUCUUCUUUCUCAAAUAAAAGGAUAGACUUAAUCCAUCCUACCACUGAUGACAGCACAACAGCCAUUGUGAACCAGUUUCUCGACGUACAGGGAGACGGAGAGCUGGGCGACGAUGAUCAUCCGGCGUUGGCUCAAACGAUUGCCGCAGAGGGACACGUUCUAGUAAAGAAUGAGGGAGGCAUCCUGCCGAUUAACAAAUUCGGGCUGUCUGGUGGAAUGCAACCUCAACAGGGUGCCAAGUUUCGAAUAGGUGUUUUCGGUGAAGACGCAGGACCAGCAAAAGAUACGCAGUUUGGCAAAUGGCCGAACCAAUGUGAAGACAGGGCUUGCAACCAAGGUACUUUAGCUGUUGGCUGGGGGAGUGGAGCCGCAGAGUUUCCGUUUCUGGUGACCCCACUGAAAGCUCUUGAAGGUUCCUUUGACGAGGGCUCUGUGACUCUUGAAUCGAGCCUCAGUAAUAGUCCCAAAGACCUUCCUCGGGGUCUGUCAACGAUGGACUUGUGCUUCGUCUUUGUGAACUCUGACGCAGGGGAGGGUUUCCAUCAACCGGAAGGCAUCAGCGAUCGGAAGAAUCUCAGUGUGCAAAAGGAUGGCGACAAGCUCGUGAAAUCUGUUGCUAGUUCCUGCAGGCGGACUAUUGUCGUACUGCAUGCCGUAGGACCUACUGUAGUCGAGGAAUGGGCCGAUAACACAAACGUCAAGGCAAUCAUUCUUGCGAAUCUGCCCGGUGAGAAGAGUGGAUUGGCCCUGACAGAUGUAUUGUUUGAUUCGACCGGAGUCGACGCCAGCGGUAGGCUUCCCUAUACGGUCGGUAGGAAUAUUGGAGAUUAUGGCCCCGGAGCUCAAAUUAUGUAUAAAGCUCAACCUCCCAAACACCCUCGAGAAGUCUUCGCCGAAGGUCUUGAGAUCGACUAUCGGUAUUUCGAUGCUCAUUCGAUCAAACCCCGCUACGAAUUUGGUUUUGGUCUUUCUUAUACGACAUGGUCUCUCUCAGGCCUCAGCCUGACAACCCAUGUAGCCAAGUCUCCAAUGCCAUUAAAACGACCACAGCCAUCUGUGAUAGCUCCGAGCUACCCAGCGGAUCAGUCAAAGCCAAGCGACUGCUACUUUCCCGAAGGGUUUCGCAGGAUAGGCAAAUAUAUAUACCCCUAUCUCUUCGAAGGUCAAAAUACCACCAAGGCAGAUUACCCUUUUCCUAAGGGCUACAACACCCCUCAAGAGCCUUCUCAGGCGGGUGGCGGAGAAGGUGGCAAUCCUAGCCUCUGGGUUGAGCACGUCGGUAUUUCCGUCACCCUUUCCAACACCGGCAAGCGGACUGGGAAACAAGUCGUGCAGCUCUACGUCUCGUUCCCCAAUACCACAGACGGUCCCGAUAACAACAUCAAAUACCCUCCACGUGUGCUGAGAGCAUUCGAGAAGCUUGAGGUUGAAGCCGGCAAGGACUCCGUCGUAGAGAUGAACCUAACGAGAAGAGAUCUGAGUUACUGGAGUGUAUUGCAGCAGAAUUGGCUGAUGCCUAUGACCGGGCAAUUUAACAUCAGUGUCGGAUUCAGCUCCAGGGACUUCCCGCUCUCCGCAUUGUGGUGA